Molecule: messenger RNA, 12486 nt
Organism: Spirodela intermedia
Lineage: Eukaryota; Viridiplantae; Streptophyta; Magnoliopsida; Alismatales; Araceae
Source: the annotation of a GenBank genome assembly
AUGGCCGCUGCAGUGGCGUCUCCCCCGAAGCUGCCGUCUCAUGGGGGGGUGGCGUUGCUGGGGGGAUUGGGAUUGUCGGCGUCGGUGCCGGCGUUGUGGGACGAAGUCGUAGAGCUCACAAAGGGAGCGGCGGAGAAGGGAAUGGACGCCGUUGCCUGGGGCUCCCAACUGGCUUCCGCCUUGCACGCCGCCGGGGUGUCACUCCCUUCCCCGGGCCUCGCCCACGCCCUCGUCUCGUACGUCUGCUGGUCUGGUCACCAUGUCCCAGCCUCAUGGAAAUACGUCGAUUGGGCUCUCGCCUCCGGGCUCGCUCCUCCUGUUCUCGUUCUUGCCCACCUUUCUAUCAGGUCUGCAAAUUGUACACUCUGUCGUACGCAUGAAUAUCGCCACGGUGCUUCCUGUUUGCAUUUUGAAUAGACAAAGUGUCACUGUUCUGUCAUAUAACUAUUUUAUUGUCUUCAAGACUGCUCUUAAUCGUUUCAACUUUUUAUCUUAAAACAAGCGGAUUAAAUUCCAAAUGGUCUAGGAAGUUGUUUAACCUUGGUUGAAGACGCUAUUUCCGAGGGUUUCGCGCUCUCUAUUUCCUUUCUUUUCCGUUAAUGUUAAACAUACUCCAUUAAACUGUUUUUUGAAUGAUAUAUAUGUUACCGGUAUGGUUACUGGGUUUCGUUUUUCACGUUAACACUUUUGAAUCCUUGCUUUGUUUAGCGUGUACUAAACCUUAUUAUUCCAUCUCCUUUAUUCUUCAGGGUUCUGCCGUAUCGACGUUCAAGGCCGUCGGCAUAUAGACUUUACAUGGAACUCCUCAAGAGACACGUGUUUACAUUCGCUCCAGAAGUGAAUAAAGCUGGCUGGAAACAGUGAGAAUAAACUUCGCCACAUUCACCUUUUUGGCAAUAUUAUUACUAAGUCCUUCUGUUCUGCUCGAUUGCGUUGUUUAUUUCCUAAAGUCAUUUCUUGUUUAGCAGUAGCUUGUCCAGUGGAGCAAUUUUCCUGUAGCAAGGCUCUUAGUUGAUCUGGACUGUGAAGGAAUGUAGCAGUUCACAAAAUCAUAUCGUUUUACAUGGUAUCUCUGUCCUUGCUUGAAUGUGCACAUGCUAACUCAGUCUGCUCUGAUACUGAUUCUACACGGUCUUGUCCUAUGCAACUGUUUUGGUUUUAUGGACAGCACACCUACUUGGUCUCCAUCUAUUUAUCUUUUUUUGGACAUGCUGGCAGUCUUCACGAGGGGGAAAUAUACGCAGUUCCUAAUGGGCCAAAUCAUCUACAGACCCAGGCAAUGACCUGGAUGCUUGCAAUCUUAAGCCAUGUAGUCUUCACAUGCUAGCUGCCCAUGACUCAGCGUAAAAACUUUUAUUUCGGAAUAAGAAUGAAAUUUUUGGAUAUACCAGUGGACUACAUUGGGGGGAAAAUUUAAAAGUUUCUAAUUAUCCAAAUUAUUGUCAGAACUGGCAAAAGGCCUGGAGGCUUUCAAUUUUAAGACAUGAGGUCUUCAGAUGCCAUCUGCGUUUGACUGACUGUAAAAGCCUUCAUCUCGGAAUAGUAAUGAGGAGGAAAGGGCGGCCAAUAUCACCAUCAGCAUGGCUAGUUAUUUCUGUAGCCACCGCAAUCAGCGUCAGCCUGUUGCUGCGACCAACCUAUUGAAAGUAGCAGACCCAUGGGGUGAGGGAGACGAGGAAGCAAACAAACUUGUUAAUGAAGGGGCUUCCUUUUUCCCCUUCCAGCCUUUCUGAAGUUGACGCCUUUGUUAUUUCCUGUGUGGGAUGAUUUUUUGCUUACUUGUUCAUCUUGACUUGAGGUUCAAUGAUUCUGGUUCUCCAAAUGUGCAAGGGACAGCUGAGUAGUGUAGCUUAGGCUUUGAAAGGCUCAUUGGAGCUGACUCAGCAUGGGUCAAAACUGUUGUGGCUUCUAAAUUGAUAUGAGCCAGCUUGCCUGACUGGAAUUUGUUGACUAUAAUUGAGAUUGCAUUGUGAAUUAGAUUCCUUAGUGUCGAUCAAAAAUGAAGAUUUGAGUCUCGCUACAAUGUGGAAAAUAUAUAUUUUGCUUGAUUCCACUUCAAACCACUCAGCAAGCAUUUAGACUAACAUGCUAAUUUGUUUUUUCUGGACACUGUUCAGCUCAAUCAGAUCACAGCCCUAUGUGACUUUGAUGAAGUCCAAAUGACUGGUUGCCUCUUUCUUAACUAUGGAGAUAAACACUCUCCAUAGAGAAUUUUCCCCUUUUUGGGUUGCAUCAGGAAGGCUCACUGGAUCAUCUCAACCAUUUAUUUCAUGAAAGAAAACCUAAGUUGACUUCUUGUGCUUAUUUUUUUCCUGUCUAGACGGGCUCAUGAAUGAAUUCUUUUGGUCAAUUUACUUGUGUAACAGUCUCAUGGUUUUUGAAAUAUCUAUAGACUUGCUCUGGAUAUGGAAUCGUUUGACCAGAGAUGUGACUUAGAGAUCCUUAAGUCCUCUUAUAACUGAUUCAUAAAGCAUAGGAUUUUCUAUAUUUUCAAAGGUAUAAGUAUUUUUGACGUAGAUUAAGCUUGGUUAGAAUUUGGUGCUCCCACAAACAUACCAUCAAAGAUUGUCGGGCAUUCUACACAAAUCAGUUAUAAGACAUGCUUUGGCUAUGAGAUAGCUGAACUCUUGAGUUUUCAACCUAUUCCUGGAAUAACGGACCAGGGCUUGAUGAUGACAACGACAAUGAUUUUGAAACCAUUGUUAUUCAAGUGAUCUUUUUGCCUGUACAUUUUUAACUUGGCCAUCUACCAUGGUUUGUGAAGUUGGUUGAUAUUGAUUCGAAUCAGUUACUCGGGAUCAUAAUUGAGGAUUUGGUACCUCGUACAAGGGGAGAGAAACCUGCUCUCCUUGUAAAUUUAAAAUAUAAAACAAAAAUCAUUGUCAAGGAUUUUGGAGGAGGGUGGUUUUUUAUAGUGUUCCUUCAUAUGGUAGUAGGAAUGAAGAAGAGCCAAAUAAUUAGAAGAAACGAGAAAGAAAAAGAAGUGUAAGUUAAUACUGUGGCUAGGAGGUAAAGAUGAUGGAAAGGAAGUGCAAUACUGUAUAGAAAUUUAUAUAUGCCAAUAAAAUAUGUAAAGAUUCCAUAUAUAUGCAUUCAUUACUUUAAAAAUAUUUUUUAUGAUAUAUUUUUAAAAGCAUUUCCCUGUUACCUUUUCUUGUAAUGUCUCCUAGCUACUAGAUGGUCGGCCAUUAUGUUGAUUUCCUUUAAAACCUUUAUUUAGCUUUAUUACUGUUAAAAUAUUCUUUUUAAUGCAUUUGACUUUUUUUUACACCUAAGGCGGGCAAAAUGUGUGAGACAGUGAUUGGGGACGUUCUAGAAUGAUCUACAUAAUCAACUAAGUUGUUGCAAAGGAUCAGAAAGUUCAGCUAUUAAUUGAAUACCUUAUUGCUUCUCUGUGAACUAUUUAUUUGGACUAGAGUUCAGUGGCUAAGCCCAAAGUGAAGAAUCAACUCUCCACAAUAAUUGGGAACGGCAUGCUAGUACUAUGAACGACUUGGUGUCAAAUUGUGGAAAUAAUAAUAUCAAAUGAUCAUUCUCCUGCUUUACCAGACAUGUUGAGCUCUAUGUAUUCUUGUACAAGUGAAAAGGGGAUGGACUCUGCUUACCCAAGGCGGAAAGGAGUGGGUCCCUAGUCUAGCUUUAGUUAAGAUUCUUUUAAAAUUGUAUUCACAAUUUUCUACUUUGAAUACCACGUUAAGUUUGUCGCUGAACAAUUUAAUGGAUGGGACCAUGAAUUUUUCACAUCUAAUCAAUUACAAAUAAAGAUGGUCCUAUUUGUUAAGUACUAUGAGAUAUUCCAUCUCCAACAAUUGGAUAAUAUUUCUUACAACAGACUAUAAAUUCUAUAUUGAGUAAUUAUUUAAUCCUUGUCCAUGAUAGUUGUUAAACUCUGUAAUGUCAACUAGACAUGCUUUUCCAGUUGAUCAUAUUAAGUUUUUAAGCUAGAACACGAAGUAAACCACGUUGUUAGACAACCUAUUGCCAUUGAUAUUCUUAUUGUUAACUUACAAUUUUGGUGACUAUGAACAUGCCUCAGGCAUAUAUAACUAAAUAUUGUAUAUCCAUGCUCAUCUUUAUUGAAUAAGAUGUUUUAGCCAAUGAGAAAGGCUUCCUUGGUGAGGCAAGGACCUAUUAGGGAUGUUUGUCUACACAUCCAAACAUAUUGACCUCCUGACUUUGCUGUCUGGGCUCUGCCUCGAUGAUGCCUUGAAGACUGUGCGUUGUCUAUUGACAAUUUGUCUGAUCUCAGAUUUGAUCCCAUUCUGACAUCCUUGCCAUCUACUGCACGACUGUUUUAAUAGUACUUUCAGGCGGCGAUAAGCUUACAGUGUAUCAUUGUAUCAUUUACAGUGUAGUCAAGAUAUUCCUGAUCCAUGUCUUAUGCCACUGAUUGACAAGUGGAUGUGAUUUCUUUGUUUUGUUUUUUAAAAUUUUCUAGGGUAGAUUUCCUGCAUUUUGACUUAUUUCUUUAUAAAUUUUAUUGACAUCUUCUGUAACUAUGAGAGCUGAAAAUGCAAUUGCAGGAUUUUGUCGUCCGUGGAUGCGCUUCUUCAUCUUUCAGAGACAUUUGGUACCCAAGAUUGUGAACCAGGGGUGUUAUUAGUCGAAUUCGUUUUCUGUAUUUUGUGGCAGUUAGUUGAUGCUUCCUUGGAUGACGAAGGUUUGUUGGAAUUGACACCAGAAAAGAAAUCAUGGUGGCUAAAUAAGCCGCAGGGCAUGGACAUCGAUGGAGAAGAGACUUUUGACGAAAAGAGCGAAUUCUCUGAGAAAUUAUGGAAAGCAAACACCGUCAUGUCCAUUGAGCUUGUUGGGAUGCUACUGCAACAUAAGUUAAUAUCUGGGCUUCUUUGCUUGGCGCGCCAAAAUAUGUAUGAGCUUUGUUUACAUGUCUUACGAGGUCCUUUUAUUUUUGCUUUACACAACUAGCAUCAUGCUAAUUUGUGGUCUUCUGGCGUGUCUAUUGAUUGAUAUUUGCGAUAGGUGUAGCUUUUUUAUUAUCCUAAAGAUUGGGGACAUAGGAGAAAAUGCAUUUGGAUUUGACCAGAUCAGAUUAUUUCGAUACUAGCAGUUUUUGUUGUAUUUUGAUGAGUUUUACAAAAUAUUAUAUUUUAUACUACUGAGUUCGUCACUGCUUAAUUUGAGAAGUGUAACAUUUUUUUGUUAAUGUUUAUUUUAGAGGGAAUUUUCAGGAUAUGAAGAGCAUCUGCAGUUUCUUUCUAGUGUUUGGGCAUGUUUGUAGUUUUGUAUUUAUUGAGGAUUCUACACUUGGCGGUUUCCUACUCUGCUGGAUGAUGAUCCAGGAAUUUGAUUUUCAUUGAAUUCUCACAAAAUAUGAGAUCCAGUGGUAAAUAUAACAAUUACUAUUAGUCAGUAGCUUAUGCUUUCUUUGUAUUCUUGGGUUUAUUGUUUCUAUAGGACUUAGAAGUUUAUUUCAUUUCAGUGCACUGUUUUAUCAAGUGUUCUUUGUAAUUGAUGUGCUUACGUGGAAAGUGCCCUAACGUGGUUGUCAUUUAUAGCGUUUUUUUAAUAUGAUAAAGCUUCUGAUCAAUUAGUCCUAUUUAUACUAGGCCUUUGCAUUGGGGAAUUUUCGCACGCCGUCUGCAGUUGGUUGCUACAAAUUCAUUGGCGUUGAGGAAUUCAGCAGUGUCUCCUGACAAACUUUUGCAAUUAUCAUUACAUAGUCACAGGGAAUUGGGUCGAGCAAGUGAACCUAGUCAAUACCAGGAAUUUUGUGCUAUUACUUCUGGACCUCAUUCAUCUCUGGGUGGUCUUUGUCAUGGGGCCAGCCAUUCUUCUCUGUGGAUACCUUUGGAUAUUUAUCUAGAAGAUUGUGUUGAUGGUUCAGUUGCAGCAACCAAUGCCAUUGAAAUUAUAAGCGGUAAGGACGCUUUUAUCCUCCAUUUUUCAAGUGUGCUCUUAAUUCAUUAUCCCUUUUGUAUCUGACAUUCAGUGAAUGUAUAGAAUAUCAAUUCUCAAGAUACAGAAAUUUUCUACAGGUUUAGUAAAGGCUCUUCAAGCAAUUAAUAGGACCACCUGGCAUGAUGCUUUCUUAGGUCUCUGGGUGGCAGCUCUUCGGCUUGUCCAAAGGGUGUGAAUUUCUUUUAUCUAUUUUUCUAUCAUAUGUUUUCUUGUUUGAUAUGGAUUUGUAUUUGGGGUAUGCUUUUUACUUAAUAUUCUUUCUUGUUUUUUGUUCAUUGGUAUAGGAAAGGGAUCCCAUUGAAGGUCCGAUACCACAUAUAGAUACACGUUUGUGUUUGCUUCUGUCAAUAACAACACUAUCAGUUGCUGAUAUUAUUAGGGAGGAAGAGACAAACACAUCCGAGGAAAGUGGAAACGGUGCCAAUAAUCCAUGGAAAGAGAAACUCACUGCUGGGGAGCGCCGGAAGGCUUUAAUGUCCAGCAUACAAGUACUGGGGGAUUAUGAGACAUUGCUGGCUCCUCCAAAAUGUUCUAUUUCUGUAGCCAAUCAGGCUGCAGCAAAAGCGAUGCUAUUUAUUUCUGAGUUCAAUGUUUCUAGUGGUUACUUUGAAAGCAUUAGCACGAAUGAGAAGACAUUAGACUGCUGUAAGUGACUUGUCUACUUUAUUAUUAUUUUUUAGUUCGCUGCCCUUAUAUAUUUUAUUUUUUAUUAUUUAUAUUUACAGUGUUUUAGCAAUCUUGUGACUCUAAUAUGUUAUUUUUAGCUGGUAAUAUGCGACAUCUGAUUGUGGAGGCUUGUAUCGCACGAAAUCUGUUGGACACAUCUGCUUAUUUUUGGCCAGGCUAUGUGAAUGGUCGUAUCAGCCAGCUACCUCAUGCUAUGCCAGGCCAAGGUCCUGGAUGGUCAGCUUUAAUGAUGGGUGCCCCUCUAACCUCAUCAAUGAUAAAUGUAUUGGAGAACACUCCAGCUUCAAGGUAUGGCAGUACUUGACAUUUAUAAUUAAAAAUAUGCUGAGACAUUGACUUUAUUUCUUCAUUCAAUCAUGCGGCAUUACGUGUCAUCAGUUGUGAUUGCUGUUAUUGAUUUCUAAUGCCACAAAUCAACUAUCUUCGGAAAUUGUGAAUUGCUUUUGGCUUCAAAACAGGGAUUCAUUGUUGUCUGGUCUCUAGGUGCCUCUUGAUUCACUGGAUCUAGUGUGAUUGAAUUGCUAAAUUAUAUAUAUGUAUAUAUAUCCAUAUAUGUGUUAAAAAUGUUUCACUGAUACACGCAGAUGUGUUUGACCUGUAGGCCCUUUUUAGCUUGCGAACUUGGUGUGCAGUGCAUCCAGGUGAGAGGUCUCCUAAUGUAGACUCCUACAGAAAGGAUUGGUGGAGCGUAGUUUGGAAAGAUGUUUCUAGGAUUCGGGUCCUUCCCACUAACUUAGAGACGAAUUAGCUUGGGCCAUAAGGAUGCCGCUUGUCUCACAGCAAACUUGUGUUGAUCUAUGCAUUGGGUCCAGGACUUACAUUCCGUAGGUUUGCAGAUCAUCAUCAUGGCUUUUUCAACUUCUUGUCAAGUCAGAUCCCCAUGCCAUUCUUCUGGUAAACAUACAUAAAGAAAAAGAAACCAUCGAUUUGGGAAAUACAUUUGAAGUGUAGCUAUAAUGCAAGCUUUUCAGAACUACCACAAUGGCUUGUAUCCUUGUUCUAUUGAAAUUGAUUUCUAGUUUAAAAACUUCUGUAUGCCCUCUAUUUAUAUUACAUGACGCCUUUUUUUUACUUAUCUGUGAUAAGUAAACUGAAUUAAACUUAUGAAUUCAAUGUAAGUUUAGGAGAGCUCGAAAAGAUAUUUGAAAUUGCAUCCAAUGGAUCAGACGAUGACAGGAUUUCUGCUGCCACUAUCCUCUGUGGAGCCUCCCUUAUUCGAGGAUGGAAUUUUCAGGUAGCUGUUGUUUUGACUAAAAUUUCAGUGGUUUCCUCGGAUUAUCACUCAUGAUAAUUGAUCUAAUUGACUGUAAAAAUUGAACUCAUAAUCUUCUUAUCAUUUGCAGGAAUAUACUGUUCGUUUUGUCGUGAAGUUACUCUCACCCCCAAUUCCUGUUGAUUAUUCAGGGAUUGACAGCCAUUUAAUAAGUCAUGCUCCUGUACUGUUUGUCAUUCUCACUGGAAUAUCAUCUGUGGACUGUGUGCAAGUUUUCUCGUUUCAUGGUCUGGUAGGUUCUCUCUUAAUACUGUCUUCUGGGCGUGAUGCGAUCAAAUCCAAUACAGUUCUAUCACUGACAUGCUUGAAUGAUGUUGUUGCGUUCACAUUCAUUUUUUACCAGGUUCCAGAGCUUGCAGGAGCAUUGAUGGCUAUUUGUGAAGUUUUUGGGUCCUGUCUGCCAAGCAUUUCGCGGACUCUCUCAUCAGGAGAAGUUUCCACCCAUGCAGUAUUUUCAAAUGCAUUCAUUCUUCUUUUGAGAUUAUGGAAGUUCAAUCAUCCACCUCUAGAGUAUUGCAUUAUGGGAGAUGGUGCUCCUGUUGGGUCUCAAUUAACGCCAGAAUAUCUUUUAUUGCUUCGUAACUCUUAUGUAGUAGCUUCUAGUCAGGAGCAAAACAGCAGAAAGCAAGUGUUGCCAAAUACAACAGAUAUGAAUCCUAUCUUUGUUGACUCAUUUCCAAAGUUGAAGAUUUGGUACCGGCAGCAUCAAGCAUGUUUAGCUUCCACACUCUCUGGUUUAGUUCCCGGAACUCCAGUUCAUCACAACGUUGACAGUCUUUUGAGCAUGAUGUUCAGGAAGCUCAGUAGAGGUAACCAAUCUGUAGGGUCUGGUGCAUCUGGAAGUAGCAGCCUGAGCAAUUCUUCUAACCCUGGAAUUGAAGAUGCUUCUUUGAGACCCAAGUUAGCCGCAUGGGACAUCUUGGAAGCAGUCCCUUUUGUUGUUGAUGCUGCUCUAACAGCUUGUUCCCAUUCAAAGCUGUCGCCUCGUGAAUUGGCAACUGGUUAGUUCAUCUUAAAAUAUUCCUCUUCUUUGAUUAAUCCCACGAAGCUUGCUAUUUUUAUCUGCAUAAAUGUUUUGUAAUAACUUUGGUAGCCUAUUUUACUAAAUGUCUUGCAUUAUUGUAUUAGUUGUGGUAGAAUAAGAAUCCCAUUUCGUAAUGGUAAUCAAAUUGAACAGGAAGCAUAUUUCAUGUGAAGCAUAGAGAAAUUAUAAUAAGAUGUUUUAUGGAAUAUGAACUUCUUUUUGAGUUUCAGUUUGUAGUAUCGUGAUCAUUUCUAGCUUUUAUGUUUCAGGCCUCAAAGAUCUGGCUGAUUUCCUUCCUGCAUCAUUGGCUACAAUUGUAAGUUACUUCUCUGCAGAGGUGACGCGUGGAGUUUGGGAACCUGCUUUCAUGAAUGGCACAGAUUGGCCCAGUCCUGCUGCUAAUCUCUCGACUGUUGAAGACCACAUAAAAAAAAUUGUAGCUGCCACUGGUGUUGACGUUCCAAGCCUUGUCACAGGUGGCUUAUUGUUUUGUUUAGGUUUUCUUAUUGUAUGAAAUUAGAUCAGAUAAAAUAGUACAUUUUCAUUUCCUUCUAGUUCUCUCUCUUUAUUUCUUUAGUCUUUGAGUUUUUUUUUUGCAUUUAAAACAACAAAGAAGCACUCAGAUGUUAAUGUUUCUUGAUGUUUUAUAAAACGGCAAAAUUCCCUGAAUAAUCACAUCUUGCGUUGGUGACCCAUUGAUCUAUUUUGUUAAACAAUGGAAUCAUGGCUAGUUCUGUAAUUAGGAAUUCGUGAUUAUAGAGGUUGGAUAUAUCGUAAAGGAAUUCUGCAAUGCGCCCACGUAAAGAAAAGUAAAAACAGAAGUUGUGCAGUUUGCUUUCCCUUUUACUCCAGGAAAUGUAGGUAAGAGCCAUUUUUCUUCUUUUCUUAAUGAACGUUUAUUUUUUCUUGCACACUUAUCUAAAAAUAAACUAUUUUUCCUCCAAAACAUAACUUUUGUUGUCAUGAUAUUUUGGACAUGAGAAUGUAGCUAUGACAAUUGACUGCUUAAAUGGAAGUAUAAUUUUCAGUUGUCUGAGCUCAUUGUACAUAAAUUCGCCGAUGCACUGCCUUUUAGUUAGUGCAUUAAUGCUUAGUCCCUUUUCUACAUUACCAUCUUAGGCCUAACACACGCACCACAACGACCAAAGGCCAAUCAUUUUAGAGGACUUGAGCCAUUCUUGCUAUUUGGGUUUUUUAAUUCUUAUUGUUCAUUUGGAGAUCAAAGUGUUCCGUGCCAAAGCUUCCUCAAUAGUGAUUGCCAUUACCCCGAAUUAUCUCCGUGCUCUACUUUUAUCAUUUUAUAACAAAUGUUUCUCUCAGGAAUGAAGUAGCAACUGUCAUUUACGCAUAUCAUGUCGUCGCCAAAUUUUCUGGGUGUAUUUUAUUUUUUGUUGCUUGUCUCAUGCGUUUGGAACCACAAAUGCUGACGAAGAGCGAUUUAGUUACGUCUACUUUUCUCAAAAGGUUUUAUAGAGAAAGUCCCAAGUACAAUAUGUUUCCGGACCGAUCUUUGUGGAUUGCUUUGUAACAUUUGGCAGGUCUUUUCAUAGUAUAAACCUCUUCGUGUCUACUUAGUAAUAAUCUGUGAAUUUUUUGAGCAAGAGGUAUGAAUCCUGAAAGACUGGUGGCAAAGAGAAAGGGAACAUCCUGAUUUGUUUGACUUGGAUGGGCAAAGAUUUGACGUGCAACUGAACUAGGACAACAAAGACAUUGAUGCCAAACGAAGAGAUUACAAGUUUGUGGCGGUAGGUUAUUUUUUAUUUGGUGGGAAAGAAACUAGAAAUGAAAGAGUUACUCUUUGGAGACUAUAUUGAGCCAACUCCAGCGAUGUGGUUGUGAAGAUGGUGGAUGCAGAGUUCUCUUGGAGAAAUAAUUUUUCUUACCGAAUUGAGACUUGCUCAGGUAAAUUGGCGAAUAAAGAAAUUGUUACGGCUGAUACUAAUGGUAUUGUCGUGCCGAGUAUUAGCAGCUAUUGAGUAUUAGUGGUCUGCCUCUAGGGGCUCUGGAUCCCCUUUUUCGGGAUGUGGCAUGAUUGCUCUCUGGAAAUUUCGCUCAGCUCUUACUUCAGUUUUAUGCCAGAAAUGGUAUAAUCUACUCAAAAUCUUUUAUGGGUAAAAGAUUGCCUGUCUUUCUCCCCUCUGAUGGCCAUGGAAAGUGUUCCUAGCGCUUUCAGCUGUGGGUGAAGAGCAGAAGAUUUCCGCAGAAUUUCAUAAGCUUGGGAGACAUCAUACGCCAAAAUUUCAGAUUAACUGUUGAUUGCUCUCAAGGAAUGUAGGAUCAAGAAUAAUUAAGGACCCAUUUAAUCGGGCAGGAUUAAGCAUAAAACCGCCAUUUUUUUCAAAGCAUUUACUAGGAGUUGAGCUCUCUGUUGGGAUUUCUUCUGAAUUUUUUCCCUUUUUUAUCUCAUUUACUUUCCACCCUAGAAAAAAACUGUACUUCUGUCUGAUUAUCUUCUGACAAGUGUGCCUUGAUGACUACAGCAGGUAGCUCUCGAGCCAGGCUUCCACUCCCUUUGGCAGCAUUUGUGAGUCUUACAAUUACGUACAAACUCGACAGUGCUUCUGAGCGCUUCCUCAACUUGGCCGGCCCCGCCCUGGAGAACCUUGCAGCAAGCUGCCCUUGGCCAAGCAUGCCGAUUGUUGCUGCCCUCUGGACUCAGAAAGUGAAACGCUGGAGCGACUUCCUCAUAUUCUCUGCCUCCCGCACCGUCUUCCAUCACAACAACAAUGCGGUGGUUCAGCUUCUGAGGAGCUGCUUCAAUGCCACCCUCGGCCUCUCGGCUGCCCACAGCAGCGGCGGCGUCGGGAGCCUCCUCGGCCAUGGCUUCGGCUCCCACUUCUGCGGGGGGCUCUCUCCUGUUGCACCGGGGAUCCUCUACCUGCGCAUCUACCGAUGUAUCAAAGAUAUCUUGUUGCUGACCGGAGAGAUCCUCUCUCUUCUCAUGUCCUCGGUGAAGCUGAUAGCUGAUGCAGGUCUCCCUAGGGAGAAGCUCGACAAGCUGAAGAAGGGCAAGCACCGGAUGCAGUAUGGGCAGCCGUCGCUGGUAUCCAUUAUGACCCAGAUCAAGGUCGCGGCUUCCCUCGGCGCGACAUUUGCCUGGCUCUCGGGUGGCUCGGGAAUCGUCCAGUCUCUGUUCCAAGAGAUGCUGCCGUCCUGGUUUCUGUCGGUCCGGGAAGCGGACCGUGGUGGCGAGGGCGGCACGGCGGCGAUGUUCGAAGGCUAUGCGCUCGCCUACUUUGCAGUGCUCUGUGGAAUGUUUGGUUGGGGAAUUGGCUCCACCUCUGUGUCGAAGAGGCGCCCCAGGGUCCUCAGAGCUCACUUGGAGUUCCUGGCUAACGCCAUCGAUGGCAAGAUAUCUCUCGGCUGUGGCUGGGCAACGUGGCGCGCCUACGUCCUGGGUUUCCUGGGGCUUGUGGUGCAGUGCGCCCCCUGCUGGGUACUGGAAGCCAGCGUCGACGUGCUCAAGAGACUCAGCUCGGGGCUGCGGCAUUGGAAUGAGGACGAGCUCGCCUUCGCCCUCCUGGAGCGAGGGGGCGUCCCGGCGAUGGGUGCGGCGGCCGAUCUGCUUCUUGCAAGCCAAUGA